AAUCUUGGUGAUGCGGCGCGGUUUAAUCUCGAUGGGCAAGAUGUAGGUUAUGCCGUUGCCGUUACGCGACCAAUCGCGAUGAUCAGCGAGGAUCGCGGGUUCGUCAACGUCGGUCUUGAUGCGGCUUCGUUGGUUGGUUCGGCGGUGAUAAGCUCUUCUGUGGACUUCUCUUUCUCCUUUCCGUCGUCGUCUAUGUCGUACUGCUGGUGGUGGUGGUAUCAUUAUCGUCGGGGGAGCGUGAUCGUGAUAAUGGCCAUGACAGCUUCUCGGCAUUCACAUCGGAGCUGUCAUGCCGUUGCAGGUGGGUUCUUACAGAGUUUGGGUUGGGGAGUGUCUGAUUCAACUCUUCCACCG
Molecule: messenger RNA, 354 nt
Organism: Acaulospora morrowiae
Lineage: Eukaryota; Fungi; Glomeromycota; Glomeromycetes; Diversisporales; Acaulosporaceae
Source: the annotation of a GenBank genome assembly